AUGUCAUCAGCUGCAACUACAAAUCGUGCUAGUGAUAUGUGGAAUAGUGCUGACGUUAACUCGCAGAGUGCCAAACAACCUUACAACUAUGGUUAUCAAUACCCCUUUUCACCCAAUGCAUAUAAUCACCAAAUUGUCCAACCAAACAGUGAUUAUAAUGAUCAUCAAGCUAACGGUAAGUUAUAUGAUCCAAACAAUCCAACUUCUGUAGUUAAAUCAGAACCAAUUAAUUGGCAAAAUUAUUCUAUGAAUUAUGCAAACGGCAACAGUCACGCAAAUAUGGAAAUGAUAAACAAGUGGAGGGAAAUGAGUUACUACUCGCAACAGUAUGAAAACUACCAGUACGAAAACAAUAAUAGAACCUUAAUAAAUAAUUCAUAUUUAGACUCCAGAUAUAACACGAGGCCUGUUAAUUCUCCUAGUCAGUGCAGUUUGCCAGAAACAAAUUACGGAUCGCCACACAGUGUAUCCAGUGUUGUUAAAUCUUCUGAAGAUGAUGAUACCCCCAAACUCAGUCAAGCUUUUAGAGCUUUUCUUGACAAAUCUAAGCCAAGUAUAAAUGGGAAUAUAAAACAUCAAGGAUAUGAUAUAAAAAGUGACGAAACAUACUCACAACAACCAUAUCAACAAAAAUUUAUGUGUCCAAGAACUGAACUCGAGAAUUGGGAAAAACACAACGAGGAAUUGGUUGCGAAAAAAUGUAAUUUAGAACAAUUUCAUGGUGAUGAUGCUGAUGAAGUUAAGGCUAGUGGCAAAGAAGUAGGAAGGGCGGCUGUCAGUGAUAGUACAAAGGCGAAUGCUAUAGAAAGCUGUCAGGACAUGACAAGGGUCGACGCAGGCGGCGACAAUGAGGAUUAUAGUGAAAACAAAAUGGCUACCAACUCAGAGGCACAGGGCUUUUACCCAUGGAUGAAAAGUAUUGGCAAUGAUGACAAAAAAGAGGGAUCUAAAAGAACGAGACAAACAUACACACGGUUCCAGACACUGGAAUUAGAAAAGGAAUUCCAUUUCAAUAAAUAUCUUUCAAGACGCCGGAGAAUAGAAGUUUCACAUGCCUUGGGUCUUACCGAAAGACAAAUCAAGAUAUGGUUCCAAAACCGUAGAAUGAAGGCGAAAAAAGAUGGUAAACUUUCCACUUCUCCAGAUCCAUAUAUGGACGACGUCGGUGUUACGAAACUAGGUAAUCUUCCGGAAUAUACAGAUACAAGGAAUAUGAUGUCUAUUCCUGACUAUCAAAAUUUUCAUAACAUGAAUCAUGGAACUAAGAUUUCCAGCUUAAAUUCUAACCAUCUAUCUGGCUCUAUGGCUCAGAAUUGUGUUAUUCCACCCUAUGGUAACGUAAUUCCACAAAUAUGA
Messenger RNA from Leptidea sinapis, 1356 nucleotides. Its product is annotated as homeobox protein Hox-B5-like. Gene Ontology annotation, molecular function: DNA-binding transcription factor activity, RNA polymerase II-specific; RNA polymerase II cis-regulatory region sequence-specific DNA binding. Gene Ontology annotation, cellular component: nucleus. Bases 1 to 1356 code for a protein of 451 amino acids. Lineage: Eukaryota; Metazoa; Arthropoda; Insecta; Lepidoptera; Pieridae. Gene Ontology annotation, biological process: negative regulation of transcription by RNA polymerase II; anterior/posterior pattern specification. The transcript has 2 exons. The record is from RefSeq and is a predicted model, not a curated record.